Dreissena polymorpha is the source of this 1080-nucleotide messenger RNA. RefSeq lists its product as uncharacterized. The record is from RefSeq and is a predicted model, not a curated record. Gene Ontology annotation, molecular function: hydrolase activity, acting on glycosyl bonds. The transcript is spliced from 6 exons. Bases 78 to 740 code for a protein of 220 amino acids. Lineage: Eukaryota; Metazoa; Mollusca; Bivalvia; Myida; Dreissenidae.
AAAUUAGCAAACAUUGAAUGACAGUGACACUCGAGAAUUGAAUCCCAGGUCGUUGAUCUUGGCUUAAACAAGGAACCAUGAGCCCAACGAAAUAUGGGCUCCUGAUAUUUGUAACGCUCCUGACCCGAUGUAACGGAGCUACUACACAGCUGCUUCACGACUCUGAUAUGGAGGCCCCGGAUCUCAAUCAGAGCUGGAAGUGCAAUGCACCAUGCACACUGACACACAGUAACGACGCACACACGGGCAAAUCCAGCGUCCUUGUCACAAACCGCGGCGGCUUUAAUGACGGCCUCUUGCAGACAGUUCAAUUAACGCCUAACGGACGUUAUAACUUCUCGUUCUACAUCAAAUUGCUGAACCUCACCACCGGGAACCUGUACGUUCUGGUACAAGCCAUACUGGCAUGCCCUCACGCAAGCUGGACUAAGUUUGGCGUGGAACGAUAUACUCGCCUCAAUCAAUGGACGAAAGUAGGAGGAGUUGCGCAUUUGCCUGCAGAUACGAGAGGAUGUUUUAUUCGAGUUCAAGUUGCGGACCUCAACGCGGAUCACGUGGUUGAUGACGUCAGUCUUGUUGCCGUGCCGGAUAUCAAAGACUGGAGAGCACAGGCAAAUGAACGCAUUGAGAACAUCAGGAAAUCCAAUAUCACCAUAAGGCUUACAGGAGCCGAACUGAAUGCAAAUUACGAGAUUGAGGUAUGUAAACUUAAUAAUGGAUACACGCAUUACGUACCGUAGCAGCUAUGUAUGGCUUCUUUUUGAACGUAUUUCUUGCAAAAUUAGAAAAACGCGUAUCGCACUCUUUCUAAAUCAGGAUACAUUCCUGAAACGAUAGUUCAUCCCAAUCAAAUUUACCUUACAAAAAAUGUGCCAGAUUGAUGUUGGUAGAAUUCUAUUUCUUCUUCUAGAGUAUAAACCUUACGGCCGAUACUAAAUUAUUGUUAAGAUUAUCGAAUGUAAACAAAUGUCAAUAACAAUACAAUUAAAUAUAUGUAGCUCACAACAUGACCAGGCUAAUAUUGAUUAUGGAUAUGGUCAAUGAAUAUGUGUGUUGCACUGGGCUUACAUCCUCAUUCUA